Molecule: messenger RNA, 940 nt
Organism: Setaria italica (foxtail millet)
Lineage: Eukaryota; Viridiplantae; Streptophyta; Magnoliopsida; Poales; Poaceae
Product: ethylene-responsive transcription factor ERF039
Exons: 1
Coding region: 62-940 (292 amino acids)
Biological process (GO): regulation of DNA-templated transcription
Molecular function (GO): DNA binding; DNA-binding transcription factor activity
Source: RefSeq, a predicted model, not a curated record
UUCUCCAAUCAGCAGUGCACUUGUCGCCUUGACCCUUCGAGUAGAGUCGCGAUAGCCAUGCAUGGACGCCGACGGGCUCCAUGCAACCACCACCAUGUCUUCCUCUUCCUCCAUUACUAGCACACAACGACAAUCCAAGAAGAAGCCCAAGCCCAAGCACGUGAAGAGCCACAAGGCGGCCGCCGCUGCGGCGGGCGACCAUUGCCAAGCACGGGAACGGGAAGCCACGGAUGGCGCCAUGAUGUGCGCGGAGGAUGAGGAGAGGAACAGCGGCGGCGCGUCCUCCGGCGAGCACGCAGCGUCAGCGAGCUGCCGCAGCCGGAAGAGAGGGGCCGCCGGCAGGCACCCGUCGUACUGCGGCGUGCGGCGGCGCAAGUGGGGCGUGUGGGUGUCGGAGAUCCGGGAGCCGCGCAAGGCAUCGCGCAUCUGGCUCGGCACUUUCCCGACCGCCGAGAUGGCCGCGCGCGCGCACGACGUCGCGGCGCUCGCAGUCAGGGGCCGCGCCGCGCGCCUCAACUUCCCGCAGCUCGCCCACCAGCUCCCCCGCCCGGCGUCCGCUUCACCGGCAGACAUCCAGGCCGCCGCCGCCAUGGCCGCCGCGGCCGGCGGCGUCGACGCUGCUGCUCUCGUCGGCGAGUGCGAGGACGACGUGGUGUCGCCCUCUGCUGCCGAGACGUCGUCGCCGCCGUCGUCAUCGUCUAGCUCCUCCUGUGCAGCUGCGGGGCCGCCGGCGGGCAGCAGAGACGACGACGACAACGCGAUGACGGCAGCGCUGUUCGACCUGCCCGACGACCUUCUGCUGGACCUGAGGGACGGUCUCUGGUCGUCGGAGUAUUUCUGGGCCGCAGCUCCGGUGGCGGCCGGCCUGGAGUACCACGACGGCGAGGAGGAUGUUCACGGCUUGUAUAGUGAGCCGCUCCUGUGGGCGGCAGACCAGUGA